AUUUGCUCCGUGGCAUCAACCGCGUGUUUAAAGCGGCAUUAUGGCGAUGAACUCUGUCAGCAUUUAAGUUUUGCGUGGACUUAAUUUUUUUAAAGAAAUUAGUCUGACAAGUUUUAAAAAUUAACAACAUUAAUGUGAAUACAUUCCCCAAUGUACGUUUGUUCACUUUGGAAAUGUGUGAUAUUUGUUCAGACGUCAUCGAACUCCUUCAGAGAUAUGAAAAUGAAAUCAAAAAGGGAGAACUUCGAUAUUUGUAUAGACCAGAAAUGAAUACAUUAUGUGCAUAUCUUCAGACGUGGAUACAAAGACAAUGCACUUGUUGUUUUAAGGAUCCGAAAAAUUUUGACAGGUUCAAUGCAUUAGUGCAAGGUUUGGCUUUGAGUAUAAUAGAAAUUUUACAACAAAUAGUUAAAGAUAUUAAAGUAUUGAAAAAUGAACAACCACCCACUCUUAGUAUUGCAAAAACUAAUGAACCUAAGAAGAUUGCAUCUGAUGGUGAAAAUAAGGAAAAAGACUCCAAAGAAAAAGAAAAAAUUAAUAGUAGCUCUUCGAAAGAAACGGAAAAAGAAUCGACAGAGUCAAAUACAAAUAUGUGUGCAAAGAAGGACUUUUCAUCUGAGGAUUGGAGUUCGUGGAGUUCAGAAGACAGAGAAAAAAUAAUUUGUAUAUUCUCAAAAGUCUUUCUUUUAAAUUUUCCUUUGUAUGUUGCUUUCAAACAUAGCCUGCAAUCAAAAAUAGAUGAUAUGGAAAUUCCUGUGUAUUUGCUUCGUAAUGUGUGCUUCUUUUGUGAUAAAGGUGGUGUACAAUUACUUAUUGCUUGCUUUCAAGAAUCAGAUCCUGAGAUUCUACCUAUGACUUUAGCUCAUGCAAUGACAACAAUAAUGUCAAAUCUGAAACUAUGGAUGAAUAUAGGUUCUCUAAUGCAACAACUAGUCCAGCUUCGUUCUUGUAUGAUAAAAUAUUUAUGUCAGGUGAAGGAUAGUCAUUUAAGAGCUGUGGGACAUCGCAAUAUGUUCGAAUUCAUGUGGACUGCUGUGAAGGACCCUCUUGAUGGCCAUGCCACCUUUGAUAAAGAAGGAUUGGACUUAGCCUUUAAAUACUUCAGCAGCUCUACUCUAACCAUGAGGCUUGCUGGUAUAUCUCAAAUCAAUAAUCAUAUCAAUGUGUAUAAUGAACUUUGCCAUAGUGAAAGUUUGGUGGAGGCUGAGAGCAUUGGGAAUGCUUUAGCCAAUUGGUUAAUAGAUAAUAAAAUAAUCGAAUGCAUCUUUGGUCCAAAUCUUCAUGUUGAGUUAAUUAAGCAAAGCCAUAUAAUUCUAAACUUUCUUGCAAUGGAAGGAAGAAUUACUAAUGAACACAUAGAUGCUGUGUGGUCAGCCGCUCAGUUAAAACAUUGUAGCCGUCAAGUAUUAGAUUUGCUACCUCCUCUAAUUAAAAACUUAGAAGUAGCUCCAGUGUUACAUCUAUACAAAUUAUUGUGCAAUGUUGAAACAAAAGAACAAACUGAACAGACAUUACUUCUAGCUUCAGCUUUAAUAAAAUUCAUAUGGUCAAAUGGAAAUACAUCAAGUGGCAUGAUUGUUUCCGAAAUUGGCGAUCAUUCAAAUGCUCACAGCCCCUUCUCUGUGCUCAUGAAGGGUUCACUACAUUUGGGCGGAACUGGCAGUGACAUCACAGGUUUAAUUAGAAAAAGAGAAGCCAGCAGCAGUGAAAGAAGUGUAAGUAUUGAAGCAAGCAACAGUGAAGAUGAGCGUAGUGAUGUCCGCCAUGUUCAUACUGCCAGUGAGUUGGAUAGCUCACAAGUUAGUGAUCGACCCAGGAGUAGUAUUGAAGGUAGUGAACAUACUGGUGGUAGUCCCUCAAGCAGUCCAUGUGAUGUUGAUCAACAUAAACAGUUGCUAAAACAUGCACAGCGAAAGCGUAAUACUUCUCAGAGGCAUCAAAAUGGCAGAAAAUGGCGGCAGACAUGCCGAGGACGUGUCAGACCAACUGUGUUUGUUGAAAAUAAAAACCAGUUUGUCGAAAAUAGCUCUAGUGGGGAGGAAAGUGAAUUGAGCAGUGUCACAGAUGACAGUAUGCAUAGUGAUACAGAUCCUGGUGAGUGUUCUGAAGAGCCUCUUUUAGACAUGCCAAUUGGCAAACCACCUCAUCUUCUAGAGAAUUCAGAAGACUCUGGAAGGGAGUGUAAUAAACCGUGCAAUAUAUGGAAUCGUAAAAUGAUAAGAAGAAAAAGGGCUAGAUAUGUAGUUAAUAAGAAACAAAGUCGCAUAAAAAAGAGGCAAACAGUUCCUGUAAUUAAAGCUGAACUUUCCGAAGAGAGUAUUGAAAACUGUAAUCCUAAUUCUGUUAUACACGAGACUUCUCCUGUGAGGUGUGCGACACCUGUUAAAGAUGGUGAAAGUGAUUGUAAAAAGUUUAUAGGAAAUUCUGGAAGUCAUAAGCAUAGUGACUUGCCACAAACUAAUGAUAAAAAACAUUUGCAUCGACCAGCUGCUCCUGAGAUUUUACCAGAACUUGUAAAAGCUGUGUUAGAUCGAGAUGAAAAUCUCUCCGGGUUUAAUGAAAAUGUGGAUAGUGAUAUGUAUGAUUGUCGGCAGUAUCUUGCCAACCUAAGGCCUCAGCAUCAUGUUCCUGUUCCUGGUGAUUUAGUUGAAGACAUUUUAAGUCCUGAUGAUGGAAGCUGCAACAGUUCUCAUGUUAGUAACAAAUCUGAAAAGAACUUGGCUGAUUUUGAUGGUGAAGAAUCCGGCUGUGAAGAUGAACUUGCACAACUUGCUGCUCAUGCACAAGCUCAACUCAAUACACAUCCAAUGACUCAAAGACUCACAAAUAUGGCUUGCAUGUAUACUCCUCAAUUACAUGGAAGUAAACACUCUCAUCAUUUCAUUGGACGUUCACCUCGAGAAGUUCGACAAGCAAUAAAUCAUUUUGAGCUUGAUUCAGUGUGUGAACCUGGUCAAACAUUAUUAUGGGAUAUUUUACAGGAUGACAAGAUAGGUCAAUUAGGUGAAGGUUUAGCUGUUGAAGCAGAAAAGAUUCUUUGCAAUCUUGUCUGUUGGUCAACAGAUAAAAUGAUUAGAAUGAAAUUCAUAGAAGGCUGUUUACAAAACAUCGCAAAUAAUAGAUCUGUUAUUAUUUCUAUGCGCUUAUUACCAAAGUUGUUUGCAUCUUUUCAACAAUUUAGAGGAAGCAGUGAUACAUAUUCUGUGACUCUUUGGGCAGAGAAAGAACAUAAAAUGAUGAAGCACUUCUUCAAUAAUCUAGUUAAUUAUACUUCAAAUAAAAGUUGUAUCAAAUCUAUGUAUUCUCAUAAAGAUGAAAUUCAAGUUCGUUUACAUUUUCUUACUUGUGUUUUUUCUACUGCUGGUUCACCAGAGAGUUUUCGUUUAAAUCAUGAACAAGUUGACACAUUAUGGCAGUGUUUAGCUAGAGAUCCAGAAUGUGCAGAUGAACUAUUUGGUUGGCUUUUAAAUCAAGCCAAAGGGAAAGAGCAACAUGCAUUGAGCAUUUCUCUUUUCAAGCAUAUUCUUCUAGAAAAAAUGCCUCAAUUACCACCUGAGUCUAUCAGUAUGAUGGCUUUAAAUCUUCUUCAGCAAUUAAGUAGCAUAGCUCAUUUGGCCACUGCAUCAUAUGAUACACCAUCUUCUGCAGCAGAUGUCAGUGGAAUGAGGCAGCUAUGGAGCAUUGCUCUUCGUGCUCUCAAUACUGAUGUCAGUAUGGCAGCCAUUCAAUACCUAAACAAUUAUUACAUAAAUGUGCAUCAUGGGACUUUAGAAAAAGAAGAAGAAUUUAUAGAACAAUGCAUGGAAAGCCUGAUGAAAGCCACUUCAAAUCAGUCACCUGAGGCUGAAGAAAACAAUCUUAUGAUUAUACAGCGAGCCCUUCUUUUAUUGAAAACACAUAUUGAGGCUUUCAGAAGGCGGUAUGCUUACCAUUUGAGAAGAUGGCAGCUUAAUGGCCAAGGUGUAAGUAGCCAUAGAUGUAGCAUGGGUGAAAAACAGGCUUCUCCAUUAAGAAUAAUAUGCCAGCCAGCUGGCUUGUCAGAAAAAACAACAAUUGAAUUACAAAACUGUGAUACUAUAGCUGAUUUAAGAGCUGAAGUUACUCAGUGGUGGGAACAACUACAAGCAAAACAUAAAAAAGACAGUAUUUUGGACACAAAAGACAAUGUGCCAUCAGUUAAUGGAACAUCAAAUGGUAAUGUUUGUCCUAUAUUAGGAACAAUGUUAUCUGAUGGUCCCAUAAGAAUGAUUUCUCAAGGUCAAGAACUGACCUGUGAUUUAGAUGAGAAAACUUUAGCAGAGAUUGCAAUCAAAGAUCAUCAAUUGGUUUUUGUAUCUGUCGGAGCUCCUCGUCAAUCUCGACGUCGUGAAGGUUUAGAACCUGCAUCAACAUUGCCUCCACCACCGAGAGAAAGAUUGCCUGUUAUACUUUUACUUAAAUCAUCUUACUUUGAACAACUUUUUGGUCUUAUGCAGCAUUUAGGUUCUUUUAAGUCUGUUUCCGAAGAGGGGAAAACUUUGCCUCAUACAAAGGCCCAGGUUCUUUCCAGAAGGGUUUGGGAAAUUCUUAUGAUGCUUCCUACUUCCCCAACUAUGUUAAAAGCUUUCAAAGAUAUAAGUAAAGUCUCUAAUUCUGAUGACUCACAUUCUCACAGCACUUUACAGUCACUAUUAGAUCCUAAAAGUCCCCAAAAAUUAAUGUAUUCUUUACAAAUAGUUGAUUCUCUAUGGCAAAAUAAAGGUUCAGAACUAUUAAAUCCACUUGGAGAAAAACCAUUCACUGAACAAACUAUUGAAAAAAAUGCUUUACCAUGGUCUAAAACAUUUAUUAAAUGUGGCGGGCUGAAUCAUUUAUUCAAUAUCUUCAUGUCUGGUGUUCUGCAGACUUCUGAAGAUGGUGACUGGACUGAGUGGAACCAAGAUUGUAUUGCUUGCUUGUUACGUCUUAUCUAUCAAUUUGGAGUUGAGGGUAGUGAGGAUGAUUGUACGAGUGGUGAUAGUGAAGUUCCCAGGAAGAGAGUCAAAAGAACUAGGAAAGGCAGUAGUGAUAAACUUCUGAUACCAAAACUGAAUAAGGUUAUGCUGAAAAUUAUGAGUGACACAGAAUCUGUGUUGAAAGCAAUUCUUACUUUGUUGUCUGAAGCUGCAUCUCCUUGUGACCCAAACCAAUACAAAACAGGCUUUUGGGGUCGAGCUCAAAUUGUCUCAUGUGCCAUGACAUUAUUAGUAUCUUGGGCAUUUUCUGAACCGCAAGUCCGUGCUCAUUUAUUUCAAUAUUCUGAAUUGGAUAUAUUAUUAAAGAGACUAGUACUUGAUGACCCAGAGCCUUCUUUGAGAAGAGAAGCUUGUACUGGAUUUUACAGACUGUGUUUAGGCUCUAAUACAGAUGGUGAUACUGGUUAUCAAUUUGUUGCCCCUUUAUUAAGUAGCUUGUUAAGUUUUUUAUCUGUAGCCCAAAAUAUGAGACAACCGCGACCAGAUGAAGAAGAUAAAGAACCUUAUGGUCCUGGUUGUAAAGAUUAUUUUUGGUUAGUUUGCAGACUUGUUGAUAGCCUUGAUGAAAAUGCUCUACAAGAAAACAUUAAUGAUAAAUCUGCACUAGAUUUAGAAGGCUUAGCAAGGUACCUUGCAGAAUCCAUUACAGAUCGUGAUUAUCGGGAAACGAGACACAAUACUAUUGAAGAUGAUGGGUUAAGAGGUUUAAUUAAUUUGAUGACAGUUGUCAUGAAGCAUAAUCCAUCUUUCAAAUGCUCUUCUGAAGGAAAAGAUUUGGUUCUUCACAUCUUCGAUGCUUUGUUUGCUCUUCCGAAUCCGAAGCAAAGACAUUUACCAAAAUGUAAAUCUCCUUCUGUCCGUUCUGCAGCUUAUGAUUUAUUAGUUGAAAUGCUUAAAGGAUCAUUCGAAAAUUAUCAAGUUCUUCAUGAAAAGCUUCUUUUACAACAUACGCCAGAUUCUCACAAUCCUUAUCCUUGGGACUAUUGGCCACAUGAAGAUGGUCGAGCUGAAUGUGGUUAUGUAGGUUUAACAAAUUUAGGUGCUACUUGCUACCUGGCAUCUUGCAUUCAACAUUUAUAUAUGCUUCCUCAGGCAAGAGCUACUAUUUUGUCUGCAAAGAUUGGUGAAAAUGGCAAACAUGAAAGUACUUUAAAGGAACUCCAGCGGAUGUUUGCUUAUUUAUUGGAAAGUGAAAGAAAAGCAUACAAUCCUCGUGGUUUCUGUAAAGUUUAUACUAUGGAUCAUCAAUUAUUGAAUACAGGAGAACAAAAAGAUAUGGCUGAAUUUUUCACUAAUCUUAUCAGUAAAUUAGAGGAGAUGUCCCCCGAAUUAAAAGAAAUGGUGAAAACAUUAUUUUGUGGUGUUGUAUCAAACAAUGUAGUGUCAUUAGACUGUCCCCACAUAAGUCGAACAUUAGAAGAGUUUUACACUUUACGUUGUCAAGUGGCUGAUAUGAGAAAUUUAUUUGAUUCUAUUGAUGAAAUAACUGUUAAGGAUACACUUGAAGGUGAUAACAUGUACACAUGCUCACAGUGUGGGAAAAAAGUUAGAGCUGAAAAAAGGGCAUGUUUAAAAAAGUUACCGAAGAUUUUAUGUUUUAAUAUGAUGCGUUAUACAUUCAGUUUUGUCACAAACACAAAAGAAAAGGUUAAUACACAUUUCUCAUUCCCAUUUCAACUUGACAUGUCAAAUUAUAUGGAAAAGAAUCUUAUUCCACAACAACACAUUGACAAAGAAGAAAAUAGUGGUACUGAAUCUGAUGAUGAAUGUUAUGAAUAUGAGCUUAUUGGUGUUACUGUUCAUACUGGAAAUGCUGAAGGGGGGCAUUACUAUAGUUUUAUUCGGGAGCGAAAUCAACCUGGGAAAGACAAAUGGUAUUUAUUUAAUGAUUCUGAAGUGAAAUUAUUUGAUCCAACACAUAUUGCUGGAGAAUGUUUUGGAGGAGAAAUGACAAGUAAAACUUAUGAUUCUGUCACUGAUAAGUUUAUGGAUUUUUCAUUUGAGAAGACAAAUAGUGCCUACAUGCUUUUUUAUGAAAGAAUGAGUCCCAAGGAUUCCAAUGUCGAACAAUCUGCAAGUAUAAAAGAAAAUUCAUUAGUAAACAGUGAAGACCAUUCUCCUCAAAUUGAGCUUUCUCCUGAAUUAGCGGAGUGGAUUUGGCAAGAUAACAUGCAAUUCCUCCAGGAUAAGAGUUUGUUUGAACAUACUUAUUUUGACUUCAUGUGGCAAAUUUGUAGUUAUAUACCUCAAACUUUAUCUGGACACAAUGAUAUUAUACUAUUAUCAGCAAAACUUGGUACUUCAUUUGUUUUGGAAACAUUAAUUCAUGCUAAAGAAAAGCCAACUAUUGCUCAGUGGAUCGAACUGUUAACAAAACAGUUUAAUGCUAGUCAACCAGCAUGUGAAUGGUUUUUAGAUCACAUGGCUGAAAAUAAUUGGUGGCCUGUGCAAAUAUUAAUAAAAUGUCCAAAUCAAAUUGUUCGACAACUCUUCCAGAGAUUAUGUAUUCAUGUGAUAACUCAACUAAAGCCUCUUCAUUCUGCAAUGUAUCUUCAACCGUUUUCUGAUAGUGAUGAUUCAUCUGAUGGUGAUAUGUCUCAAAUAGGCCAGUAUUCCUGUGUGACAAGGUUCAUUAGGAAACUUCUUACUCUUAUUGAACAUGGUGCUAAACAACAUCUGAAACAUUUAACUGAAUACUUUGCUUUUUUAUUGGAAUUUGCUAAAAUGGGAGAAGAGGAGUGCCAAUUCUUACUUUCUAUUGAAGCUAUUUCAACCAUUGUAAAUUUCUACCUGGGGCAAAAGGCCUCUGAUUAUGUUGAAGUCUUGUCUGAUGAGGAAGAGGAUGAAGAUGAUGAAGUUGUUUCUGCUGUAGAUGAUAAAUACAAGCCUGCUUCUCUUGAAAAAAUGAUUUCUCUCAUAGCAUUGUUGGUUGAAAAGUCAAGAGAUGAAGAAAGACUGCAAUUAUCUCAUAAUGACUACAAUGCUGUUGCAGGGGGGAAAGGCUUUCCGUUCCUUUAUCAACAAAUUCGCGAUGGUAUUAAUUUGAGACAAACGUGCAAUCUAAUCUUCAGUUUAUGCCGGUGGAAUGAUGCUCUAGCUGUGAUGAUUGUAAAUAUGAUUUUCACUGCCAUUACUAAACAGCAUGAGGUUAGACAUUUUUCUUCUGACCAUUUGAAUGCUUCAUUUUUCAAACUUCUGUCUAUGCUUGUGGAAUUUGUUGGUGGACCACCUGGGCUACCACCAUUUACCAAUUUAAUUCUUCAAAGGAUAUGGGAGGCUGCAGAUUAUUGUCCUCAGCAGUGUAUGGAGUGGUUGACUCUUCAAGUUCCUCGAAAUAAAAUAGCUCAUACUUGGGUACUACAGAGUAUGGAUAGCUGGGUUGAAAGAUUUCUAAUGGCUCAUAAUGUUCAACGUGUCCGAAAUGUGGUUGCUCUUCUUUUAGUAUCCUUAGUUCCUAGUAAUAAUUUUCGCCAAGCUUAUCGUGCUGCCCGAAGUGUCCUGAUGCCACAUAAGGAAAUUGUUAUGAGCCCUGAAGCUACAGAAGUUAUGCAUAAAAUAUAUGAUCUUCUGUUGCGGUUACUGAAACGUGCAAAGAUGUAUGUUGAUCCAGCUGUUCAUGGUACAACAAAGCUGACUUCAUACUUUGCAGUUAUGACAUACUGUUUAGUUAGUAAAACGGAAAAGCUAAUGUUCAGUCCUUAUUUUCUUGAUCUUUGGAAUUUAUUUCAACCUAAACUAUCUGAACCUGCAAUACCUGUUCAUAUGAAUAAACAAUCACUGCUGCUGUUUUGGUAUCAUGUUUGUAUUGAUUGUCCAGAAAAUGUAAAACUUAUCAUUCAGAAUCCUCAUGUGACUAAAAACAUAGCUUUUAACUACAUUCUUGCUGAUCAUGAUGAACAAGAAGUUAUAGUCUUCAAUCGAUGUAUGUUGCCAGCCUAUUAUGGACUUCUUCGUCUUUGUUGUCAACAGUCACGUCCUUUUACUAGGCAGCUUGCCAGCCAUCAGAACAUUCAGUGGGCCUUCAAAAAUAUUACACCAUACACCACACAGUAUAAUGCUGCUAUCAGUGAACUAUUCAAACUGAUGAAAUUAUUUGUUACGAAAUAUCCUGACUCAUCAGAACAAGAGUUGAGAGAGAUUCAUCACUUUAAGCGAACGACACUUAGGCUAUAUCUUGGUGUUUUAGAUGCUCGAGCAUGCUGGUCAACUUUAAUUAAUGUUUUACGUAUACUAGUUGAAACUACAGAUGACAGAAUAUUUGUCAUUUAUAACAAUGGAUUACCUUUGCUAUUUCAAGCUUUCUAUACCCUUCAUAUGAUGUACCACGAAGCUACAGCAUGUCACGUGACUGCUGAUAUGGUGGAUUUACUAGCCAUUGUGCAAGAUCUUUUGAAAACAGCAAGAGCUAACAGAGAUUCCCUGGAACUUCACCAAUGGUUGGCUUCAUGGAAAGAUCAACCAGAUAUUAUGCGAAAAUUAUUGACAUUGCUCAAUUCUUUCACACCACCAGAGUUAAGGCAAAUAUGUAUAGAAGUACUGCAGGAAAUGGUCUUACUUUAUCCAAAUGAAAGUUUAUCUACAUUGGUUCCUUUACUUGCCAGCUGUCAUGCCAGUUUUCAAGAAAGUAAUUCUCCAGCUAUUGUUCUAGGUGGCACUGGCCCUUUCUUUCCAAGAAGAGGUCAGAAGCUGUUACCUACUAAAACAAGUGUACGCCCUCCUAGACCUGUUGUCCAAAUGUUCCUACAUGCCAGUCAGCUGGAAUCUGCAAAAGGAGUUGAUGAAGACUAUGACCACCAGUUGAUUGAUUUUUAUUUACCUUAUCAUCAGCUAAUUGAUAUGUUAUGUCGAGUUGCAAUUUCAAAUGAAUGUAUAACUGCUGAUCUUGUCAGUUUAAGUGCAAUGCUUGCCAUAGAAGGAGUCCCAUUGCAUUUACCAGUAUUUCCUAAGUUGUGGUUAGAUAUUAUUCAUUCUGAGGUUGGACAGGAAUUCAUUCAACUUCUAUGCAAUAGCAGUUAUUUUAUUGAUUAUUUAGAAUCGGUCCUUUUAGAUGAAAGAGCAUGUUUAAAUCAUCCUCUUAUAUUUCAGCUGUUUUCUAUUUUAUUGCCCAAAGUUUCUUCUCAAGUUGUUAAUGACCAAAUGCUAACAUUAGUUUCAUCACUGAUGACAUCAUUUGUUAAAUCAUUUGAUGAAAAUAAUUUAUCAAAACAACCUUACAAACUAAAUGGAGAUUUAAGAGCUUUAUGUCUCAUCUUUUCUGUGGAGCAACCUCACGAAGUUCCUAAAGAAUUUAUUAAAACUAUGCAUCGUUUGAUUGAACAUUGUGAUCAACUAACUAAAACAGAAAACUGCAAUUCAUCUAAUUGUAAAGAAGAUAAAGAAGUUAAAAAAGACGGUGAGGUUUCUGAAAAGGUUGCAGAUGACAUUAAAAAUGAAAAUCAGCAGUCACCAACAACAUCUACUGAUUAUCAUCCAGCAAAACGUCAACGAUUGGGGUCUUUUGAUAAAGAAUUAUCAUCCGUUAGAAGUGAAAGUAACUCUCCUACUAAAUCAUUAGACGAAAAGAAAAUUUUGCAACCUGAACUGUACGACUCUUUUAUAGUGCCACCACUUUCCUCAUCUCCAGCAAGAUGGGCUGAAAUACUUCAUAAAUCAGCUUCAACCUUAGUUUCUAUACUUCAGGGAGACAGCUGAGACUAGAAAGAAAUUAGGACUAUAAAAUAACUGCUGUAAAAGUGUAAACGAAAAGAAUUUGAGUGAUAUGCUCAAAAAUGUGGCAAGUUAUGUAUCUGUGAUCUCAAGCUACAGCCAUUCCAAACUACAAAUACUCAAAAAUAAUAUUUGGAGUAGCUUGACAUUCUGUCCUAUUAAAAGUAUAUAGUUGAUUAUGGACUUUAAAAGGGAUUUUCAUCAAGCCAAAGACCUUGCAUUCAUCUCUACACAAAGAGCAUGAGCAAAUGCAGUUUUUGAUGCAAGUUUGUGCAGCAGAAAACUUUAGAGCCAAAGGACUGCACCAUCAUGCUUUGUUCUCUAGACCUAGGAGAGUGUAAAAAUUCUUUGUAAAUUAAAAAAAAAAGAAAAAGGAAAAACAAAGUUUUGUCAUUUUACAAUCACCAGCUAAAAGAAAAGCAAGGGAAAAAAAUGUUUUUAUCAUGUCAUGGUGACUUACAUAAACUAUCGAGCAUACAAAAUGAGAUUAUAAGUAUAUUUCAUUUUAAUGUUAAAUGUAAAAUAUAUGUUGUGCAUUUUUUUAAUUUUCAAACUCAUUUGUUUCGAAAGUUAUUUUAUCGAAAUCAACACCAUUUUCGCCAUUUGUAUUAAAUUUAAAAGCCCAGUUUUUUUUGUUUUGUUUUUCAAACAUCAAUAAAUGCAAGACUUGUUUUCUUUUACAGUAAAUUAGAAAUUAUGUAUAAUGUUUUGUAUAUAAAUAGGUGAAACUCAAAUGUGUGCAUUAUUUGCUGUAUUAAGAGGCUAAUGAUAUGUGUACAUAUUUUGCAUGAGCAGGUAUAUCAGGGAGGUGGUUUCCUUUCCUUUCCUCUGAUUAGCUGCUUGGAUGAUUUUGUGUGAUAAAAUUAGCCUAAAGUAAAUUUGAUAACAAAGCUUUUUAAUAUAUUAUGUUAUAAAUGAAACUUGUAAAUUAUGACUACUUAUGUUCUAAAAAUAAUUAUUUAAAGUGAAAAAAAUUAUAUAUUUUUAAUGAUUGAUUUUAUAAUGAUGUAUCUACAGUUUAGUUUAUAAAUGCCCAAAAUUUGUAAAGUUUCCCCAAAUAUUAAAAUUCUGUCAAAAAGAAUUGUUAUGAUGGAACACUUGUAGAUUGGUGUUGUAUUCUUAAAACCCUGGAAUUGGAAAUUUUUUUUUUCAGAAAAAAAAAAAAAAAAACAUUCAUCUACCUCAAGCUUUUAUCUAAUCUGUUUUUGAAUAGUAUUCACUCAGUUAUGUUUGCAGUUCCAAAUUAUUUUAAACGUUGAAAUCUCUGCUAUGUAUAUUUUUUUUUUUUUUUUUUGUCAAUGAAUUUUAUUUCAAACAUAAGAUCAGGAGUAAUUCCGUUUGAAAUUCUCUUAAUACUAUAACAAUAUCAAAAAGUCAUUAUCUAAUUAUAAUCAAAAAAUAAUUUAAUUUACUACAUUUUGUUGUCCUAAUAUUAGAUUUUAGAUAAAUAUUAGUUCAUUAAGGACAAUAUUUUAAUUAUUCAUUAUGUUUACUUCAAAACCAUUUACAUUAAUUGCUUUAUACAGUUUUGAAAAAUAUGCUUACACUAUUCAGAAAAUUACUGAAAAAUAUUCUUUGAUUUACAUCUAAAUUUGUUCAUCUUAUUAUUAAAAGGCUGCAUUUUCUAACUUGAUAUAACAAGCACAUUUGAAAUCUUUACCCCCCAUUUUCUCAAAGCCUCAAAAGACCAUUCUCACUAUUUAAAUUUAGGUUAUUUUCAUUCUAAAUAUCUUUCUAAGAGUUGUGAAAUAACUUAAAUUAUUUGAUACAUGUUUAUGAAUGUGAUAUUUAUGUUUUCAUUAUUUUAAUGCAUUAUUCAAAACUUAAUGCAAUAUUUUUAAAUGGUUUAAAUAAAAACUGUUAUACAGCUCA
Molecule: messenger RNA, 12572 nt
Organism: Argiope bruennichi
Lineage: Eukaryota; Metazoa; Arthropoda; Arachnida; Araneae; Araneidae
Gene: puf
Product: ubiquitin carboxyl-terminal hydrolase 34-like
Exons: 75
Coding region: 174-10685 (3503 amino acids)
Biological process (GO): protein deubiquitination
Cellular component (GO): cytosol; nucleus
Molecular function (GO): cysteine-type deubiquitinase activity; cysteine-type endopeptidase activity
Source: RefSeq, a predicted model, not a curated record